Molecule: messenger RNA, 441 nt
Organism: Oppiella nova
Lineage: Eukaryota; Metazoa; Arthropoda; Arachnida; Sarcoptiformes; Oppiidae
Source: the annotation of a GenBank genome assembly
CACACAAUCAGAUGUUGUUAUAAAAUACGUUAAAAAUGAACACAUUUUAUAAAUUUUCAACUAUUUCUCUAUGAUUUCAUUAAUUUCUCAUUUAAUUAGCGUUGAGUAAUUCACUUUCAUUUAUACUUAUAUCACAUUCACUGCAAAGAGUGGUGGACAUCUCGGGUGACCAUCGCUGACACGAAUACAAUGUGUGAUGAUAUGGAGACUGUUUUGCAAGAGUUGGCGGACAUCAGUCCGGAACUGCCAUAUAAACGACAACUGUGUCUGAAAUGCGGCCGUCCGGUGCCGGUCUGUUGGUGUCCGCACUUAUCCGCUGAUCCCAUUGAGACGAAGAACAGAGUUAUUAUUCUUCAACAUCCGAAUGAAGAGAAACGCUGCUUACGAACGGCGAAGAUAUUGGAGUUGAGUCUGUCUUGUGGUCAAUGUCUUGUGAUUAAA